Messenger RNA from Xyrauchen texanus (razorback sucker), 5874 nucleotides. RefSeq names its product embryonal Fyn-associated substrate-like. Bases 426 to 3404 code for a protein of 992 amino acids. Gene Ontology annotation, molecular function: protein binding. Gene Ontology annotation, cellular component: plasma membrane; cytoplasm. Lineage: Eukaryota; Metazoa; Chordata; Actinopteri; Cypriniformes; Catostomidae. The transcript is spliced from 8 exons. The record is from RefSeq and is a predicted model, not a curated record. Gene Ontology annotation, biological process: cell surface receptor protein tyrosine kinase signaling pathway; cell migration.
CAACCAUAUGCGCUCAACUGUAAUUCAAAACCAAGAAGGCCAGGGUAGGGCAAAGCGAGACGUGUAUCCCUAAAGAAAGAAAGAAAGAAAAUAACAGCCGUGCUUUGCGGUCUUUUGAGGAAAUAUGAUUUGUGAGGUUUGACUACUUCUGUAUUUCAAGAUGAUUUUUCAGACAUGUGAACGGUUCAAAAUGAGUGAUAACUUUCAGAUGUGAUGAAAGUCACAGACUACAAAGGAGGCUGAUCAUGCAUUUGUGAGCUUAAUCCUUCUGGAUACAAAGGCCACCACUGCUCAGGUUAAUGGAAAACCAGAUCUGUAAAACAUGCAGUUGAGUCACACAGUCUGCAUGUGAACUGGAUAGAGGUUCUGUGGAGAUCCCAUGUGGAAUUAACAAAACCCCAAUCCGUGGAGAGCCAGUUGCAAUCAUGUCCCUUUCGACUGUGCUUGCGAAGGCACUUUUUGACAAUGCCGCUGAAAGCCCGGAGGAAUUGGCAUUCCGUAAAGGUGAUAUCCUGAUGGUUCUCGACCAGGAGCAGGAAGGGGGACCUGGAUGGUGGCUUUGCUCCCUCCAUGGCCGGCAAGGCAUUGCCCCUGCCAACCGACUACGCCUCCUUCAAACCACUCAGACUCCCACUUCAAGCGCAUGUACAGAAACCCGACAAGCUCCUAGUGUAGAUUCAAUCCAUGCAUCCCCUUGCCAACUGAGCCACGCAAAUGGACUGUGCACUGAAGAUGGGGUGUAUCUCUCCCCACCCAGCUUGGCAGAAGGAGUGUACCAGAGCCCUGGGGUCACUCCUGCCCCUGUCAGGUCUGGGGAGCUAUGCCACUCUGAUGGAGGGAGGCCACGAUCACACUCCAGUUCUGGAACCAGGCCUCGUGCAGACUGGGGGGAUAUGAAUGUGUCAGGGCGACCUCGCUCGCCCUCUCUUAGAGGACAGGGUGGCGAGUCAGGGGUGCUCUACCAGACACCCACCUCACCUGCACCACUGGCGACAAAACACAGAGCACAGAAUGCACUGGCAUCGGAUUCGGUGUACCUGACUCCAAGUGCCGUUCCCAGGUCUGCAGCAGAAACAGCAGAAGAAGCAAGAUAUUUGACUCCGAGAGAUUCAGGGGCAGGGCAUUCUAAUGGAUGCUACUUGGCACCUAGGCCAGCUGUAACUGCGUUGACCAAUGAUAAUUUAUAUCAGACUCCUAUAAGUGGUGCCCCAGUAGCAGGACAGUGUGUACCAGGAUUGACUUUAAGACUUACAGAUGGGAUUACACCCAAAAGCAGCCCAUCAUCUCAAUGUAAGACUGGCCAGGACUCCCCAGGGAUGUACCAAACUCCUACUCCACCUGGGGGAGCCAUAUCAAGGACUCCUCAGGCUGAGCGAAAACACCCCUCUGGAACUAUAGGAGUCUCCACUGCCUUAAAACCAGGACAGAACCUUAAGCAAACACCUCCCUCAGCCAGAGGAUCUCCAAAGCUGCAUGGUACAUAUUUAACUCCUGCUGUUGGUGGAGGAAAACAGCCCCAGGCUGGCAUGAGAGAAUCCACUCUUCUCGCAAAAACAGGGAAGUCUGGAGUACCAGGGUCUCCAAACUUUGUCCGCAAACCCCCUGCCCCGGCACCACCAGUUAGAAGUGUAACCAGGAAGGAUUUAACUAAUUCUAGCCCAAUUCCAGCCACCAAACCUGUUCACCAAGCAAACCUUGCACCCUCUCAGACAAGCAUGCUGGAAGAGGAGAGACAAGGAUGUAAAAAUGGACAAGCACAAAUGGGCGAUAUAAAAAAUAACUGUCGAGUGACCAAGGAGUGUGCAAAUUCUCAUGAUGAGAAACUCAGUGAUGAAGUAUAUGAUACGCCUACAACCAAAAGGUGGCAACAUCCAGUCCCUGCAGUGCCUUCUGAGGAAGAGGAUGAUGAUGGGAUCUAUAACACCCCUCGUACUGUACCCCAACACACUGACCAGGCCUCUGAGAUAUAUGAUGUUCCCACUCUGGCCCUAAAUUCCUCUUCAGACCAUCAGAAGCAAACAUACAAUAUUCCAGGAUCACCUGCUGUGGGUGAAGAUGCAUUGGAGGAGGAUGUGUACAGUGUUCCCAGUCUCCCUGGUUUACCCUUGGAGGCAAGCGAGAUGCCGGAAUUAACUGCAGAAACUGCUGUAAACAGACGGGCUUAUUCCAUUUCCAGCCGCAGAAAGCAAGACUCAACCUCUGAAGAUGUAUCAGAACCAGACGGAGGCAUCUACGACAUGCCUGCCCUCACUCUGGAAAUCCCAACAUGUCGUUUAUCUGUAUCAAGCACCAGCUCUGCAGACAUCCAAUGGAAAGCCUCUCUUUCUGCUCUUGUCCAGUCUGCACUGGCCUCCACCUCUCUCCCCACCACCCCUUCCAGAGACCUGGCUGCUGCAUUAGCUGAGAUCCUUUCUGUCUGGAAGGCCGGCCAAGUCGGUGAUGUUUCUCCAGUUCUCCAGCAGGCCUGGUCCCGUCUCUCAGACCUACUUCCUGCCCUCUCGGUGUGUGGCACUGCCCCUCCAGCCGACGGUCUACUCACGAUGGUGCGCUGUGCUCUUGAAGACACCACCUCACUUUUACAGAGUCAGACACGGCCCCGCCUGCCUUCCCAGGAGUCUCUGUCCCGGAGACCUCUGCCUGCUUUACCAGUGGCAGAGGUCAAACCGAUUGUAGGAGACAUGGGGUCACGGAAGGGCAGCUGGAUCCAGGAACGACCACUUCCACCUCCUCCACCAGCAGCCUUCCCACUGCACCCAACAUCUGUCUGUUUAGCCUCUACCAUGGGAAUGGUGGAGGAUGAGGAACAAGGGAAUGAGUAUGCAGGAAUCGGCCUAACUCCUACACCACCGCCUUCAUAUCCUGUAGGUGAUAGUGUGGGCUACGUCAAACUGCAGGGGAAGCCUGAGCCUCCACCAGACACACAAACAGAGCACAGCUCUUCACCGCUUAUCACCACAACUGAUAAUAAAUCCAUCUGCUCCUGUCCGGUCUCUCUGACUCUGGAGGAUUCAGAGCUUCUCUCAUUCUACUCAUCCCAAAGUCUCUCUCAUCUUUCUUGCCUGGCUGACGCCAUCGACUCCCUGUUCACAAGCGUCCGAGGAAACCAGCCACCACGAGUCUUUGUUUCCAGAGGGAAGAGUCUCAUUGUAACUGCACACAAACUUGUCUUCAUUGGGGAUACACUUGGACGCCUUCUCAGCUCUUCAGACCUCAGGGCAAAGGUCACCACUUCCAGCGGACGCCUCUGUCAAGCUCUAAAGGCUGUUGUUGUGGCAACCAAGGGAGCAGCCCAGAAUUAUCCUUCAGUUCCUGCUACACAAGAAAUGGUGGACAGAGUAGCUGAUCUAUCGCAGCAUGCUGCUGGAUUCUCUGGGCUUUUGCAGCGAUUAGCUGAGAUUUCUUGAUGCCAUUUGUGUUUUAGUUUUUUUAUCAUCUUUGUUGACCACAGUGAAAUGCUCAAUUCAUUUUAUUUUAUAUGUAUUACUUUAUUGAUUAUGUUUGAAAAGGUAUCAUAUGUGUGUCACUGCUUGUAUCGGUUCAGCAGUGAUAAAAUGCUAAUUCAUUGCUGGAAACAGCUUUUGGGUAUGUGUUGGAGUGUAUCAGCUUGUCAGUGUGGGUUUUGACACUUUAGAUAUUUUUUUCCCUUUUUUCAUAUUUUUUUGUGGUGCCAAGCACACUUAAAAUAUUUUAAUAACUUAUUUGUGGAUGUUUGGUUUGAAGAUGUUUGUAACCUCAGGCACAUUUUCUAAAAGCUUUAUUUUGUCCCCAUAUCCUGUGAACUCAUCAUAGAUUUCAAUUUAAAGGUAAAAGUCUGUGCUCUGCGAAAGUGUGUACCAGAAAGUGUAACACUGUACACUGAAAAAAUAGUUCUAUUUUGGUCUAUUCUCUUCCAAAACCAACAUGAUUGCUUCAGAAGACAUUGAUUAAAAAUUGCAUUAGGGUGAGUACAUGAUGAGAGAAUUUUCAUUUUUGGGUGAACUAUUCCUUUAAGGGCAAUCUUGUAAACUGAUUACCUGAUUAUUCUAUUGGUUUGUAAAUGUGAAGUGGCCUUGGUGAUAUAGAGAUUGAUGAAGCAACUGAAUGGACAGCCCUGGAGAUUGACAUUUUGUACAAACAACAGGGUCAUUUGGUCAAAUAAGGCUUUACCAUUGUAUUAGUGCAGUUACAGAAGAAGGAAUGCUUGAUUAUUUAAACAAACGUGAAAAACAGGACUUCUUGAAUGAAAGAUUUAAUAAUUUAUUGAACAUUUUGGAGAGUGAAAUUGGAUCCAAGUCGUUUCCCACGAUGCUGAUUCAGAGAUAAACCUGUCUGUCAGGUCCAUUCCUUUUUUCACUCACAGUUUUCUUCCCUUAAUUCUCACACUCCCACCAUCAGAUUCUGCCAAGUUUCUGAAAAUGUUUGGGUAACAUGUUUUGCGCAAUAAUUAUUACACAGGGUUUUCAUUUCUUUAAGUAGGCUAUGCAGAAUUCCUGAAACAGCAAUAUAUCUACUUGCUUCCAUGGUGGCAUUCGAAAUGCUGGUGCAUGCAAAAAUACAAUAGUUUGAAUGUGCGGACAGGCCUGUAAACUGCUUGGUUCUAACCAAUGUGGGCUUUGUGUGUCUUCAUUGAACAGUGCAUACACAGGUUGAAACAUGCACCUGAUUCCCUCCUGUCUUGAACAAUUAAGUCAUAAACACCUUCUCAUGAUUACAUGUCACCCUAAUAGUCCGGAGAUCAAAGACUAUUCCCCCAUUUGCUCAAUUUGUGUUCCUUUCCUGGUCUCCAUCUAGUUAAAUCCACAUCGCUUAUUUUUAUAUUCAGGGUUUACAUGUGAGCUGCCAGUGUAAUAUUUUCAGUAUUGUUCUUGCUGUUCGACUUAGGCUAUAUUAGUUAAAUCGAUUUUAUUAGUUAAAUAUUAGAUGUGUUCAUUUGUAGAAGGCAAAAAAAAAAAAAAGAUGUGUUGAAAGAAACCACACAAAUGAGAAAGAACUAGCUGUCUACUAAGGAACAUUUUCACCCUUUUCAUAAUCUGGGUAAUUAUGUCUGUCUUUACACUGAUCGUUAUCCAGAAAAAUAUCUUGCAAGUUAACAGGUCAGCCUUUCUUUUAUUAGGUAUGUACUGCUUAUUUUAAAAAUACUUGUCUACUCCACCUUGUGGCCUUUUAAAUGUAUUUGUAUUUUGUCAGUCCUUUCACAAUGGCGUUUGAAAGUGGUGGAAUGUUUAAAUGAAUACAUCAAAUUCUGAUGUUGGUUUAUUCUAGUGCCAGUGUGUGUGAGUUGCCUCAAAGUGCCAUCUGGUGGGCUUUAUCAGUAUUACUACAUAACCUACUUGGGUAAACUAAAACUAGAACUCAGAUCGCCUCAACAGGUACUUCAGAGUAUACUUUCAGACAUUUUCUGGUGGAUAGACUAAACCGCACAAUGUUUGAAGCAGCUCUCUUGUCAUUCUGUACAAAAACAAUAUUUAUGUAUGUAUAAUCAUUGCAAUUAUGCAAUAGUCCUUUCCUUAGCAUCCUUUUCUCUCUCUCAAGGUUCACCUACCUUGAUAUAUUCAGUUCUUAAAUUAAGUGCUUACAUUAAUGCUUAGAUUUCAUGGCCCUAUAUAGUUAUAUUUAUUUGAUUUUGUUAAUCAAACGUCUGCAUGGCUUUAAGUUGUUUUUUAAAAGAUAUAUAAGCACAUAUAACCAGGGAUGUUUUCAUGCAAUUUUGCAUCAAUAAUUCAAAAUUUGCUUUAAAAAUUGGUAUCAGAAUGUACUUUUGACAUGCAUUUUUGUGCUUCUUUACUUGUUAAUUUCGACAUUUUGUUUGUAAGGCGUGCUCCACAGGUAAUUUGCAUAUAGAAAGUCUUUGAAAGUUGUCUUCAAAAUGUCUUCAAAUACAUUUUUGUUACAGAA